Eucalyptus grandis is the source of this 723-nucleotide messenger RNA. RefSeq names its product tropinone reductase homolog At1g07440. Lineage: Eukaryota; Viridiplantae; Streptophyta; Magnoliopsida; Myrtales; Myrtaceae. The transcript has 6 exons. The coding region runs from base 1 to 723 and encodes 240 amino acids. The record is from RefSeq and is a predicted model, not a curated record. Gene Ontology annotation, molecular function: oxidoreductase activity.
AUGGCUCCUUCCAUCGAUCCCUCGCACAAUGACCCAUCUACAUUAAUCUUGAAGGAACCGGCUUUUGGAGCUUGCCAGGUUGAUUUCCGAGUAGUUCCAUACCUUUGCAGCCCAUGGACAAAGAAGGAGGGUGUGUUCGAUCGAUUCCACCUUAUCUCAACACAGAUCACAUACCGGAUCAGGCAUGUCGUUGUGGAGGAACUAGCGACGCUUAGAGCCACCGUGUAUACCUGCUCCAGAAAUGAAGCCGAAAUCAAUGAAUGCUUGAAAGAUUGGAAGAGCAAGAGUGUUCAGGUCGCAGGAUCGGCUUGCAACAAGUGGAUCCUUAUAAAUGACAUUAGGACCAACACUCUGAAGUCGACCAUGGAUUACACAACAGAAAAUUUUCCCUUCCUCGUGACAACUAAUUUCGAACUGGCUUACCAUCUAAGCCAGCUCGGACAUCCCCUUCUCAAGGCCUCAGGAGCUGGAAGAGCAAUGAACCGGUUGACCAAGAAUUUGGCAUGUGAAUGGGCUAAGGAAAACAUAAGAAGCAACUAUUUUGCACUACGAACCGAGCCACUAUUUAAUAACGAGAAGUUCCACAAGGAAGUGAUAGCAAGGACACCGAUCGGUCGCACCGGAGAACCGAUGAAAGUGCCGUCGUUGGUGGGAUUCUUGUCCAUGCCGGUAGCCUCUUACAUAAUGGGGCAAACCAUUUGUGUUGAUGAGGAUUCGCCGUGA